This is a messenger RNA of Cetraspora pellucida, 134 nucleotides long. The record is from the annotation of a GenBank genome assembly. NCBI's taxonomy places the organism in Eukaryota, Fungi, Glomeromycota, Glomeromycetes, Diversisporales, Gigasporaceae.
UAUCUAAUAUUGUUCUAAUUACUACAUCAAAGUAUUUUGCAACAGCUGAAGAAUUAAGAUGUGCCAAUCAAGCAUGUUCUGUAGCAGAUAAAAAAUUUUCAGAUGAUAUGUUAUUAAAAUCAAUUUUUGUAUUA